AUGAGAGCUAAUAGUCGUCUAGCAUCUGUUAUAGGAAAUUUACGUGAAAUAAAAGAAACUAAUGUAAAAAUAAAAAACUAAAAUAGCUUUUAUUUAAAGUUACAAAUACUUUCUAAAAAACAAUUAAUGAAGAUGCUGAUAUGAUAAGACAGAGAUGUUUGUAAAUUUUAGCUAUAGAACCAGAUAAAAGAUCAAUCAUAUAAGCUAAAUAUGUUCAAAAAUAUUUUGAGAGAGAUUUUGCAUAUUUUUCGUAAUAUUGUAAAUAAUUCUAGGAAAAUACGAGGAUAAUUACCAGAUGAUCUUUACAUUAGAAUUUUCAAAGAUUUAUAAAUUGAGAAAAGUGAUGCAGCUGAAGUUGUAUUUAAUAUGGGUGAUAUUGGAAGAAAAAUGUACUUUAUUAUUGAUGGAGAAGUAGCUAUUCUAAUUCCAUAAUAAGAAUAAUAACAUCAUAAUAAUCAUCAUUAAUAGAGAAGUAAAAUUUUAUUUUGAUUUUAGAAUCAUUGAUAGCUAAGAAAUUUGAUGAUUUAUUGAAACACAAGUAUGCUCAAUAUACACUAAUUGCUAUUAAAAGCAAAAAUGACUAUUUUGGUGAAAUUGCUAUUGAAUAGAGAAUUCCUAGAACUGCUUCAGUUGUAGCCAAAACUGAAUGUAUUUUUGCUACAUUGAGUUAUGAUUCAUAUUAAAAAGUACUAGGAUAAUAUUAAGAAAAAAUCUUAGAAGAAAAAUUAUAAUUCAUCAAAAGAACACCACCAUUCAAAAAUUGGAGCUAAUCAGGUUAAUUGGUUUUAUUACAUAGUUGUUAAGAAAUUAGUUUUGAGGCUGGAUCUUUUAUUUAUAAAAGAGGAUAGAAAGGAGAUACUGUAUAUAUAAUUAAAGAAGGAGAAGUACUUAUAGAGAGAUGGGAUAAAUAAUAAUCAGUAACUUAAGAAGGUGAUAUCUAUUAAAAAAAGAAUAUAAUAGUUGUAGGUUUAUAUUCUACCGGAUAGAUAUUUGGAGAUUAUGAAAUCUAUUAAACUAAUAUGAAAUGCAGAUAUCUCACUAGAGUAACAUAAGCUAAGGCUAGAGUAAAAACUAUUGUUUUAGCAUUAUCAAUAUCAUAAUUUAUUGAUAAUAUGAGAUUGAAUGAAAGAGAUGCUUGGAUUAGAGAUUAUUUUGAAUAAAAGUUUAGCAAGAAAUGGUUAAAUAAACCAGAAAUCUAAAGUUAAUAUAUCAGCAAAAGUCCCAUUCCAUCAAGCAAUAAAUAAUAUAUCAAAAGUAGAGAAGAUGGAAGAUAAGCAUAUAAAGUCUCUUUAUCAAAUAAUUAUUUUGAAGAAUUAGAAUUAGAUACUAAAAAGGAUUCAAAGGAUUAAUAGUUAUUAUCUCCAACUUAAUUGCAUUCUUAAAGCAAAAUUAAUAAAACUAUGAGAAAAUUUUUAAAUUUAUAAGGAAAUUUGUUUAAAACCUAAUAAAAUUAUGAAGCACCUUCGAUGGAUGUUAUUAUAAGACAACUUAAAAACAAGGUCAUUAAGAGUAGAGAAAACUUAACAACCGAAUUAAAUGCUGAGAAUUCACAGAGUAAAUUUUAUUCUGUAAAGAAACACAGUGCUCCUAAACUUAAAAUUGGUUUAUCAUUUAAAUCAUUUAGAGAAGGAGAACGUAAUAAGUCUAAAUUUUUAGACUGA
Molecule: messenger RNA, 1661 nt
Organism: Paramecium primaurelia
Lineage: Eukaryota; Ciliophora; Oligohymenophorea; Peniculida; Parameciidae
Source: the annotation of a GenBank genome assembly